CACAACGCGAUCAAACAGCUUUCCAACCGAAGUCAUACUCAUACCACAUCCCCAACCACGACUCUGCACAAAUCUCAUAAAAUGGCCUCCACCAACCCAGCCAACUUCGCCAACCGCCCAACUGAGGAGGUCAAGGCCAUCGCCUCGAUGGGCGGCAAGGCCUCUCAUGGCGGACAUUCCACGAACGGCGACUCCAGCUCCAAGGACGAUCAUCUCCCCGGUCGCAACCCAGACGGCACCUUCACCAAGGGCAGUGAGGCUGCAAAGGAAGCCGGUCACCUCGGUGGCUUGCACUCUCAUCAGAACGACGGAGAGAAGACUGAGACCACCGCCGACUCUCACCCAUCGGGCCGCAACUCCGACGGCACGUUCACCAAGGGCAGUGAAGCUGCCAAAGAGGCUGGACACCUCGGUGGGCUCCAUGCUGCAGGCAAGACGGGCGAGGGUGCAGACCAAACUGAAGGCGGCGCUUUGCCAGGCCGCAACCCAGACGGUACCUUCACCAAGGGCUCCGAGGCAGCCAAGGAGGCGGGUCACAAGGGAGGAAUGGCCUGAGUAGCUUGCUGUUGACUAGACUCCGUCACGUUCGUCAACACACCAAGAUUGGAGACUCCACGACGGCGCAAUAGUGGCCGCGAACACAGCGCGGGACUGCACGCUUUAGCAGCAUCUCACUAGAUAGCCUGCACGAAUUACGGUCGAUUCACA
Messenger RNA from Cercospora beticola, 708 nucleotides. RefSeq names its product KGG domain-containing protein. Lineage: Eukaryota; Fungi; Ascomycota; Dothideomycetes; Mycosphaerellales; Mycosphaerellaceae. The record is from RefSeq and is a predicted model, not a curated record.